AUGCUAAAAGCUAAAUGGAAAUGUAUGCGGGAAAUGGUGCUAGUAUGCGUCACACUAGACAGAAAGUUGAAGAAGAAAUCACUGAACAAGGAAGAAAAACGGAAAAGAAAACGAUCGUUCGACAAAGCUGUUCUUUUUGCCUUACAAGAACAACAUCUACCCAAGAAAAAAGCUUUUCUCAUAACUGAUUUGUAUGAUGUUGCUUCGGUUGCGCUGACUGAUCCCCGUAGUAUGGAAACCGGUUUUCUCAUAUCACCAACUUUACCAAAUCAACUUCGAGAAUCGUGGAACACCCUCCAUUUAAAGUUUCCUUACCGACAAAAUAAUUACCAACAACACCACCAGCCAUGGCAAAGGAUAUCAACGAUCUUGCAUCAAAUGGGGUGA
Messenger RNA from Phycomyces blakesleeanus NRRL 1555(-), 387 nucleotides. RefSeq lists its product as hypothetical. The transcript is spliced from 3 exons. Lineage: Eukaryota; Fungi; Mucoromycota; Mucoromycetes; Mucorales; Phycomycetaceae. The record is from RefSeq and is a predicted model, not a curated record. The coding region runs from base 1 to 387 and encodes 128 amino acids.